Molecule: messenger RNA, 858 nt
Organism: Phytomonas sp. Hart1
Lineage: Eukaryota; Euglenozoa; Kinetoplastea; Trypanosomatida; Trypanosomatidae
Source: the annotation of a GenBank genome assembly
AUGUUUCCCUGGGAAGAACUCGUUCAGGGCCGUGAGAUCCAACGUUUCAUGAACAAGGAGGCGGACCUUGUUGCCUACCUGAUCUUUGCCUACCUCGGGAUGGUGCGCUACGGGCCUGGGCUCGCGCGCCGCGUUCUUGGCGAAGUUCCCCCCCCCACGAUCAGUCCAUCGGGGAAGAAAAUCCCCCAAAAACCCCCGCAAUGGCUGCAGAUGUGCAUGACGCUGUGGAACCUGUUCCUGGCGGUGUUUUCACUAUUUGGGGCGAUGGUAAUGGUUCCCGGGCUCAUGCGGGGAAUCUUCCGUUACAAUCUCAAAGACACCGUCUGCUCAACCCACGAUGAGCUGACCUAUACCACGCCGGUGGGGUUCUGGACAGGAGUCUUCGUACUAAGUAAGAUAUUGGAGCUUGUGGAUACGCUCUGGUUGAUCCUUGAAAAACGCAAAACACCGUCCUUUUUGCACUGGUUUCAUCACGCCUCGGUGCUGCUCUUUUCCUGGAUUAGCUACUCUAUGGGGAAUUCGACGAUGAGCAUGUUCGCCUGCAUGAACAUCUUUGUGCACACCAUUAUGUACAGCUACUUCUUUAUCUGUUCAAUGGGUGGGAAGAAGUUUGUUCAACGCUUCUCAAAGUUUAUUACGAUGAUUCAGAUCCUCCAGAUGGUUAUUGGCUCCUCACUGACGUUUUAUUCCUAUUGCAUAAAUUUAUCCGCAUACAGGGCGGGUAUUGACGAUAUUGAUAAGCUGCCCUGCGCGGUCAACAAAUCCACAGCACGCUUUGGGUGUAUUAUGUAUAUCAGCUAUCUUUACCUGUUCUGCAGUAUGUAUGUGCAGUCUUACAUCAAGAAGAAGAAGGAAUAA